UGUUUCCGGCAUAGUUGUAGUUGGCCUUGUCGUUGCCGGCCGCAGGAGGCGGCCAUUUUCCAUGGGAGUGGAGCCGCCGAACGCUGCUUCUCCCGGCGGCCGCGGCCAGAGGGAGUGAGAGGCGAAGACCGCCGGGCGUGUAGAUCGCCGCUCCCGGCACGGGAGGAGGGGGAGUCGCCGCCGCCGCCCUUAGAGAGGGGAGGAUGUUUUCCUUCUCUACCACCGUGCAGCCCCAGGUUACAGUUCCUCUGAGUCAUCUCAUCAAUGCCUUCCAUUCACCAAAAACCUCAGCUACUUCUGUCAGCACAGCAUCUAUUCAGUCUCUACAGAGGGAUACAGCCCCAGAACAUGAUGCUCAAACCAGUGAGCCUGUACUGAAUCUGAGAGACCUGGGAUUGUCCGACUUGAAAGUUAGCCAGCUCGAUGAACUAGUGAACAGAUUGCUUCCUGGCUAUUGUACAGAAAACAAAAUCUCUUCCCAGUGGAAUACAUCCUAUAUCUCUGCACAGUCCUUCUUUGAAAAUAAACAUGGUUUCAUGGAUGUAUUUAGUACUUUACGCUCAUCUUACUUAUAUAGACAGCACCCUAGUCCCCUCCAGAGUGUGUGUUCAGACCUUCAGCGCUGGCCAGUUUUCAUACAGUCUCGGGGUUUUAAGACUUUGAAAUCAAGAGCAAGACGUCUGCAGUCGACAUCCGAACGAUUUGCAGAAACAGAAAACGUAUCCCCUUCAUUUGUAAAGGGACUCCUUUUGAGAGACCGAGGAUCUGAUGUUGAAAGCUUAGACAAGUUAGUGAAAACAAAAAAUAUACCUGAAGCUCAUCAAGAUGCGUUUAAAACUGGUUUUGCUGAGGGCUUUUUGAAAGCACAGGCACUCACGCAAAGAACAAAUGAUUCCUUAAGACGAACACGUCUUUUUCUCCUUGUUUUGUUACUGCUUGGUAUUUAUGGCUUGUCAAAAACCCCAUUUUUAUCUGGUAAAGGCUUCUUUUCUGAUACUGUACGCUUUCGGACAACAUCUGGGCUUGAUGCAGCAGUUGAUCCUAUUCAGAUGAAAAAUGUCACCUUUGAACAUGUUAAAGGAGUGGAAGAAGCUAAGCAGGAAUUACAGGAAGUUGUAGAAUUCUUGAAAAAUCCACAGAAAUUUACUGUCCUGGGAGGUAAACUUCCAAAAGGGAUUUUGUUAGUUGGACCACCAGGUACAGGCAAGACCCUUCUUGCACGAGCUGUGGCUGGUGAAGCUGAUGUUCCAUUCUACUAUGCAUCUGGGUCAGAGUUUGAUGAGAUGUUCGUUGGUGUUGGAGCCAGUCGUAUCCGAAAUCUGUUUAGGGAAGCAAAAGCAAAUGCUCCUUGUGUUAUAUUUAUUGAUGAGUUGGAUUCUGUGGGCGGGAAGAGAAUUGAGUCUCCAAUGCAUCCCUACUCAAGACAGACCAUCAAUCAACUUCUUGCCGAAAUGGAUGGCUUUAAGCCUAAUGAAGGCGUUAUUAUUAUUGGUGCAACAAACUUCCCUGAAGCAUUAGAUAAUGCUCUAAUACGUCCUGGCCGCUUUGACAUGCAAGUUACAGUUCCAAGGCCAGAUGUGAAAGGUCGAACAGAAAUUCUGAAAUGGUACCUUAAUAAAAUAAAGUAUGAUCAAUCUCUUGAUCCAGAAAUAAUUGCACGGGGUACAGUAGGAUUUUCUGGAGCAGAGCUAGAAAAUCUUGUGAACCAAGCUGCAUUAAAGGCAGCUGUUGAUGGGAAAGAUAUGGUAACCAUGAAGGAACUGGAAUUCUCAAAGGACAAAAUUCUCAUGGGACCUGAACGUAGAAGUGUAGAAAUUGACAAUAAAAACAAAACAAUCACAGCAUAUCACGAAUCUGGACAUGCUAUAAUUGCAUAUUAUACCAAAGAUGCAAUGCCAAUCAACAAAGCUACAAUCAUGCCCCGAGGACCAACACUUGGACAUGUGUCUUUGCUACCAGAAAAUGACAGGUGGAGUGAAACUAGAUCCCAGCUGCUUGCACAAAUGGAUGUUAGUAUGGGAGGGAGAGUAGCAGAAGAACUCAUAUUUGGAAGUGAUCACAUCACAACAGGUGCUUCCAGUGACUUCGACAAUGCUACUAAAAUAGCAAAGCUGAUGGUGACUAGAUUUGGAAUGAGUGAGAAGCUUGGUGUCAUGACGUACGCAGAUACAGGGAAACUCAGUCCUGAAACCCAGUCUGCAAUUGAACAGGAAAUAAGAACACUUUUAAGGGACUCAUAUGAACGAGCAAAGAACAUCUUGAAGACCCAUGCAAAAGAACACAAGAAUUUAGCAGAAGCUUUAUUGACAUAUGAGACUUUGGAUGCCAAAGAAAUCCAGAUAGUUCUUGAGGGGAAAAAAUUAGAAGUGAGAUAACAACUUCCUUUAUGGAGUCUAACUGAUCAUUUGAAGAAUGUACAUCUAGCAAUGCAGUUGUCUCUGAAUGCAGCAUAGCUUUUUUUUUCCUGAUGUUUGCAUAGUAUUAAUAACAUUUCUUAGUGUUAUGCAUUGUCUUGAGUUUUUGUUACAAUUAUCUAAUUUUUGUCUUUGUUUAGAAUGAGAGACAAGGAAUAAACUAAGUUCCCACAGGAAAAAAAAUCAGAAAUAUAAAAUCUCAGGGUUGAAUCCACCUUGUGUGGAGACCUCAGUCAAAUGUUGAAAUUGGAAGAAAAGAAAAGUGAAUGCUCUAGUGUGUUCAAGCAUAUUUUCCUUGGUUAUGCUGCUAUCUGUGGGUUUGAAGUGGUAGCAUCUUAAUAUGUACAGUAUAAAAUUUUGUAGAAAGUGAGCCCUUAAGUGCUAAAGUUACAAAACAGUAAUGAUUUUAUGUUUACCAAUAAAGUACAGUUUUAAAAAAACACAGUUCCUGCUCCAGAAAUGCAACAAACAUACCUGUUAAAUGAGUGGAUACACAGUGCAUCCCCAAUACAGGGAAAUACAGGGCUCCCAAAGCAGAUAAACUGGUGUUAAUUGCACUUUCAUUAUUUUUAAAAGAUAAAAUGUACAUAUUCAUAUGAGUCAAAAUUUUCAACACGAUAUGUGGGCAAUGAUGGGAUACACCUGUGUAAAAGUCUUUGGACCAUGCUGUAAAAAGCAGCAUUCAUGCUGACAAAAUUGUGCCAGGGAUGGGAAAUGCUGCGCUGUCACACCUGAUGUGCUCCUGACAAAGUUAUCUCUCAAACUUUACAAGGUUAGCAAUAUAUGGGUGUAAUUUGAUAGCCAUGCUUUUAUACUGCUGGACAUACUAUUGAAUUGGUUUUUACUAAUAUUGUGUAUGGACUUUUUGAAUAACCCGUGUAAGAUUUCUUCUAAGAGGAGACAAGUAUUACUCAAAAAAAAAAAAAAAAAAAAAAAAGAAAAAGAAAAACAAAAGGGUACUUCAGAAGCUAGUGGCUUGUUGUUUUAAAAAACAUUCCGUUACCUGUUCCAUAAAAAUAAAUCUUUUUUGCUUGAAAUUCUACAACUUUUAAAAUAUAAAUACUCACUGACGUUCUAGAGCCAGAAGAAAGUCUAAAAGAAACCAUUAGCUACUAGCUUACAAUCAAGCAAAAAUUAUUGCAAGUAGCAUUAUAUAUGCAUCUUACUGCUGCCAAGUCCAAGGAACAAUUUUUAGGAAAAUUAACACUUGCUGAUUAUAAGAGUCUCUCUGUACAAGUAUAGAAAAUGUUAGACACUAUACACUUUCUUUCCUAGAGAGAAGUCCUUUAUUGGAAUAUUAACAUUUAAGGUUAAAUAGUGAAAAAAUAGUGCCAAUAAAUGUGAAAAAUUUGAAAUAAAUUGGUAAUUAAAUUUAGAAUUAGCAUUAACACAGGAUUUUGUUGUAAGUAUAACAUUGGGGUAGGUAACUUUUUUUUAUUAGUAGAGAAUGCAUUUUCCUUUCCUUUAAAAACCAGUGUUGCAAUACCACUUUUUUUUUCUAUUUACUAUGUUGUUUUCAUUCAGUCAGCUUAGUACCAUGACAUCCCUAGUGCAGUAUGGAAGAACCUCAAGACAUUUGCUCUAAAACAGGAUACCAAGCUGCUAGGCUGAUUGGUUACAGAUGUAUAUGUAUUUUAGGAAUACAUGUUUUUGAAUACGCAUUCAGAAACAUGCAGAUAUGACAUGCUUGGCAUCUGUUUUUGAAAUAAUAAAGGUUCAUUUUAGUAUGUACUUUGCUUUAUUUCAUUUUUCUUUCACUGUAUAUUGAUAUCAAGUGUAAUACUAGUUUCACUCUAUGUAAAUUGAGGUGUAUAUAAACCACGCUUAAAUUUAUAAAUAAAUUCUACCGUUAUGGCAA
This is a messenger RNA of Chelonoidis abingdonii (Abingdon island giant tortoise), 4272 nucleotides long. RefSeq names its product YME1 like 1 ATPase (gene YME1L1). Lineage: Eukaryota; Metazoa; Chordata; Testudines; Testudinidae. Gene Ontology annotation, cellular component: mitochondrial inner membrane. Gene Ontology annotation, biological process: protein quality control for misfolded or incompletely synthesized proteins; mitochondrion organization. Gene Ontology annotation, molecular function: ATP hydrolysis activity; ATP binding; ATP-dependent peptidase activity. The record is from RefSeq and is a predicted model, not a curated record.